Messenger RNA from Rosa chinensis, 648 nucleotides. RefSeq names its product receptor-like protein EIX2. The coding region runs from base 1 to 648 and encodes 215 amino acids. The record is from RefSeq and is a predicted model, not a curated record. The transcript has a single exon. Gene Ontology annotation, molecular function: protein binding. Lineage: Eukaryota; Viridiplantae; Streptophyta; Magnoliopsida; Rosales; Rosaceae.
AUGACACUGAAAGGAAGCGAACUCGACUAUACAAUCAGCAACUUGUACUUGGUGAAGAGCAUUGAUCUUUCAUCAAAUAAUUUAGAAGGUGGAAUUCCUGAACAAAUAAGCAGCCUCGUUCGAUUGGGAGCCCUAAACUUGUCGAUGAAUCAAUUGAGUGGAAAUAUUUCCACCAAGAUUGGAAACUUGCGUUGGUUGGAAACUCUUGAUCUCUCACACAACCAUCUUUCGGGACAGAUUCCUCAAAGCUUGUCUUCUUUGACAUUUUUGUCACACUUGAACUUGUCUUAUAACAACCUGUCCGGAAGAAUCCCUUCAGGCCCCCAACUCCAAACACAAGAGAAUUCAUCAUAUGUGGGGAAUCCAUCGCUCUGUGGAUUUCCUCUUUCAACCAAGUGCGAGGGGUAUGACACACCUACACAACAAACUUUGCUCGGAGGGGACGGUGAAGAUGAAGAUGACAACGGGAAGCUUGGUUUCUAUAUCAGCAUGGUCCUUGGGUUUGUCAUAAGCUUUUGGGGCGUUUGUGGCACUUUGCUUCUGAAGAAGUCAUGGAGGUAUGCUUAUUUUCAAUUCUUUGACAACAUCAAAGACAAAAUAGCACUGGCAAUUGCAUUGAAAGUCGCUCAUUUUCAAAGAAGGUUUUGA